Prunus persica (peach) is the source of this 1686-nucleotide messenger RNA. Its product is annotated as probable inorganic phosphate transporter 1-2. Gene Ontology annotation, biological process: transmembrane transport; phosphate ion transport. The record is from RefSeq and is a predicted model, not a curated record. Gene Ontology annotation, cellular component: membrane. The transcript has a single exon. Gene Ontology annotation, molecular function: phosphate transmembrane transporter activity. The coding region runs from base 1 to 1686 and encodes 561 amino acids. Lineage: Eukaryota; Viridiplantae; Streptophyta; Magnoliopsida; Rosales; Rosaceae.
AUGGCAGUUGGAAAAGAAUCCAUCUUCUCAUCUCUUGACAAUGCCAAAACCCAACUCUACCAUUACAAGGCAAUUGUCAUUGCUGGUAUGGGAUUUUUCACUGAUGCUUAUGACCUUUUCUGCAUCACCGCCGUCACGAAACUUAUAGGGCGCCUUUACUACUAUGACCCUUCUACGAACAGUCCUGGUGCUCUGCCUAAUCAGAUCAACAAUGCAAUAACUGGGGUUGCUUUGUUUGGAACCCUAGCAGGGCAACUCUUCUUUGGCUGGCUUGGAGAUAAACUUGGUAGGAAAAAAGUUUAUGGUAUCACCUUAGUCACUAUGGUGGGCUGUGCUCUGGCCUCUGGCCUUUCCUUUGGCUCCUCUGCUCAAGGCGUUGUUACAACUCUCUGCUUUUUUCGCUUCUGGCUCGGAUUUGGGAUUGGAGGGGACUAUCCCCUCUCAGCUGUCAUAAUGUCCGAAUAUUCCAGCCAAAAAACCCGAGGCGGGUUCGUUGCUGCUGUGUUUGCCAUGCAAGGAAUUGGCAUAUUGGUUGCAGGAGCUGUAGCCAUGCUUGUGUCCAAGGUAUUCUUGCAAGCUUUCCCAGCUGAUAAGUUUAAUGUCAAUCAAGUGCUGUCUACUCAGCCAGAAGGCGAUUUUGUUUGGCGGAUUGUGCUCAUGUUUGGUGCUGUCCCAGCUGCUCUGACCUUUUAUUGGAGAUCAAAAAUGCCUGAAACUGCAAGGUACACUGCUUUGGUUGAAGGAGACCAUGAGAAGGCUAAAGCAGAUAUGGCCAAAGUGCUUGAAAAAGACAUUCCUGUUGCUGCUGUCAAUGGAGAUUCUGAUUCCAAGGUCCUAGUUGAUCCUAAUUCCUCAUAUGGGCUGUUUUCUAGGGAGUUUCUUAGGAGGCAUGGCCUCCAUCUUCUUGGCACCUCCAGCACCUGGUUCUUGUUAGACAUUGCCUUCUACAGCCUACAGCUCACUCAGAAAGAUGUUUACCCUGCAAGCGGGCUUUUACCAAAGGCAUCAACAAUGAAUGCAAUAGAAGAAGUGUACUUGCUCUCCAAAGCAAUGCUGUUAAUAGCACUUGCGGCAACAGUUCCUGGUUACUGGUUUACUGUCUUCCUCAUUGACAAGAUUGGAAGAAAGCCAAUCCAGCUUGGAGGGUUUUUACUGAUGUCAAUUUUCAUGGCAGUUCUUGGAUAUAAAUAUGGGGUACUUAGGGGAGAGAAGUGUAAGGACCCAAAUUCCACCUUCGACUUCUGCAAGGGUCGCACUAACUUGUUCACCCUUCUCUUUGGCCUGACCUUGUUUUUUGCAAACUUUGGACCCAACAGCACAACUUUCAUUGUGCCGGCUGAGCUUUUCCCGGCAAGGUUCCGGUCCACAUGCCACGGUAUAUCAGCUGCAGCAGGAAAAGCAGGGGCUAUACUUGCUGCAUUUGUGCUGCAGAGUUACACUCAUCAACUCGAAGGCAUCCGGAAGGCAAUCAUAGCGCUUGCUGUGGUUAAUUUGCUUGGUUUCUUCUUCACUUUCUUGGUGCCAGAAACAAAGGGCAGGUCGCUUGAGGAGAUUUCUGGAGAGGACAAUGAUCUUGGAGGCAAUGGGGUCACGGCCAUUAACAAUGCAGAUGACAAGGCAACAGAAGCUACCAAUGUUGACAAUGGCAAAGACAAAGUUGCAGAUGGUGAAAUGGAAAUGGUCUAG